GUUGUCUGUAUGGGUCUGAAUAAUACCAGUACUAAAUACCAGAUCCAGUUUUUGAUCGAUGAAUAUGAACAGGUACGAAUACCGAUCGAUUAAGUUUAAAUAAUGCUUAUUGUGCUUAUUGAAUAGAUUGAUUUAGCAAAAUGAUAAACCGGCUGAUUUCUUGUAUAGGUAAAUAGUAAACUUCAGAUAGAAUUGUUUUGUGCUUUUUACAUAGAUAAUGUUAGGCAGUGUGGAUAAUUAUUCCUGUUACAAACUUUCAUUUUCUGUUAUUAAAUAUGUGCAUUGCUGAGUGGACAAAAGCAUAAUAAAAUUUAAUAUCAUGGCUUGGGAUCUGCCAGAGGAAUGCGAUGAUUUCAUGAAUUGGCAAGACCUUGACGACACUAAUAACGAACUGCAGGACGAAUUUAAAGCUUUUGUAGAUGAACAAACUGUUAACUACUGUUAUCAUAAAUUGAAAGACAGGUACGAAUCUUUCAGGCAUAAGCAGCGUUAUAACGACAUUCAUGAUAAAUUACAUGAAGAUUACGAAGUCUUCAAUGAUAAGCCAAAAAAAUACGACUACAACUAUCAGUUGCGAGAGGAACUGGAGGCUUUCAUAGAUGGGCAAAAUGAUUCCGACUGGGUUGAUGAAUUGCAAAUGGAGGAAUAUGAAGUUUUCUGGGAUGAGCAAGAUGAUUAUGAAGGUUAUGGUAAUUCACAGGAUGAAUGGCAAGAUGAUUGCGACCUUUAUGAUGAAUUGCAAGACGGGUACGAAUCAUCUAACGAUGAAGAGUAUUGUUGGAAUGGUUGGUCUGAUUUGCAUGGUUGGUGUUAGGUAUUUUAUGAUGGUGGUUACGAAGCAAGAUGAGCAAGGAACCGUGACCAUUAUGAAAAAUUUCAGGACCCUUUAGACGCUUAAAACGACAGUCUUAAUAAAUAAUUAAGACCUGUAAGAAAAUUACAAUCACUACGGCAAUAGAGAUUGCGAUUUUGACUUUUAUGAAUUUAAGUAAGGAAAUAUAGGUGUAAAGAAUCGAGGAAACUUUUUUAACAAGCUUUGAGAAAAAUAAAGUAUGAAUGGAAAAAGAUUACGAAAAAAAAACGAAUAAGUAAUCUCCUUCUUGAAACGUAUAAAAGAUUUUUAUCCGUGUUAUUGCUAUAAUUUUGGAAACACUUAUUGUAGUUUUAUCAGUUUAACAUAGCGCCAAAUCCUGCUCACAUUUAUUUCAAACGACUGUAAUUUACGGUAAGACGCAUAAAAUUGUCACCACGUUCGAGAUACAACGAGCUAAUACGACAUUCAACAUUCGCAAAGAUUCAGUGUCGAGCUGAUACGACAUUCAACAUUCGCAAAGAUUCAGUGUCGAGCUGAUACGACAUUCAACAUUCGCAAAGAUUCAAUGUCAGGCUGGCACGAUAUCCGACAUUCCACAUGCACCAGAUUCGGAUUUUCAGCAGACACUAAUUUCGACAACAUCUUGUGUCGAUCUUGCAUGACAUUCACCAAAACCGAGUUUAUUAAAACAAUUACAUAUGUAUAUAUUUCUAAUUUUUACACCCUCUUUUAUUUGUCUGAAUAGGCCUAUUGCAUUUGAUUGUGUAUUAAUUCAGCUGGUGAUCGUGUAGUUCGUAGGGGGAAACCAUCUCAUUUAGUUGAUAUAUUCAAUGCUGUAUUGAAUUCUGGACAUUUUCCUUUUGGAGUGGUCCAGGGGUAUAAUUGUGCCUGUAUUUAAAAAGAACGAUCCUUGCAAUGUUCAGAAUUACAGAGGCGUAACGCUUGUAAGUUGUUUAUCAAACAUAUUCACUGGAAUUUUAAAUAAGCGUGUUAGCCACUGGGUAGAAAAUAAUGAUAUUUUGAGCGAUGCGCAGUUUGGAUUUCGCAAGGGUCGUUCCACUGUUGAUGCUGCGUUUGUGUUAAAUGCUAAUAUACAGAAGAUUUUAAACGAAAAAAAAUCGUUAGUAUUGUUGUAUGGUAGAUAUGAAAAGGGCACUUGACUCUGUUUAUUUAAAUGGUCUUUGGCUAAAGUUGUUUAAAUUAGGCAUUGAUGGAAAAUUACUAAGAAUUGUUAGAGAUAUGUAUUCACAAGUAAAGGUUUGUGUUAAAUGUUGUAGUUCCUAUUCUGAGUAUUUUGAAUGUGCUGUAGGAUUAAAACAAGGGGAGGUAAUGACUCACUCCUCCUUUGCUGUUUUCAUUAUUUGUUGAUGAUCUUGAACGGUUUUUACAACAACAGCCCGACAGUGGCUUAAGUUUAGAUGAUAUCACAUUUAUACUUAUGUUGUUUGCAGAUGACAUGGUCAUUUUAGGAGAUACUUUGGUCGAUUUGCAAAAUAGUCUAGAUCUUUUAAGUACAUACUGUAACAAAUGGGGACUUGAAGUAAAUACUCUAAAGACAAAGAUUAUGUUUUUUAGAAAGAGGGGUCCAGUUAAAAGUAAUGAAAAGUGGCAUUACAAUAAUCAGGAACUGGAUAUUGUUGAUAAUUUUAAUUAUCUUGGGAUAGUUUUCAAUUAUACAGGUACUUUUGUGUUAAAUCAAGAAACCUUGGGUGAUAAAGGGCUCAAAGCUUUAAAUGUUUUAAUGAAUAAUAUUAAAGGUUUAAGUUUAAAACCCAGUGUUAAAUGUCAGUUAUUUGAUGCUUUUGUUGGUUCUACUCUUAAUUAUGGUUGUGCAAUAUGGGGGUUUGGAAAAUCGAAAGAAAUUGAACGUAUUCACCUUAUGUUCUGCAAAUCUUUACUGAAUGUCAAAACAUCGUCAAGCAAUAUAGGUGUAUAUGGAAAACUAGGGCGUUAUCCGUUAUAUAUAAAUAGAUAUUUACAAAUAAUAAAGUACUGGGGUAAAAUUGUUUCAUCUUCAAAUAUUUUAUUAGUCAAAUUGUAUGAAUAUUUUCUUGUUAGUAAAAAUAAUAGAAAUAAUUGGGCUUAUCAGGUGAAAUGUCUUUUAGACAAUUUUGGCUUUUCCUAUGUAUGGAAUAAUCCAACGUUGGUAGACUUAGAUAAGUUCCACCUAGCCUUUAAAGAACGUGUAUUAGAUACUUUUAAGCAGAAUUGGUGCCAACGUAUGAACGAUUGUGGAACAUUAGAUAUGUACAAAAAUUUUAAAACUAGUUUUUUAUUUGAAAAAUAUUUAGAUUUAUUACCGUUUAAAUACAGGAGUGCUUUAGCUAGGUUAAGACUAUCCUCGCAUAAAUUAGCAAUUGAAACAGGCCAUUACUCUAGAAAUAGAACAGAUAGAAAUCUGCGUUACUGCAUAUUUUGUCAACAGAGAUAUAGAAGACGAAUACCAUUUUAUAAUAGUGUGCCCAUUGUAUGAGAAUAUAAGAAAACAUAUUUAAAAUCAUAUUAUUACAGAAGGCCAAAUGUAAUGAAAUUUAUUGAACUUCUCAAUAGUGAUAAACAAGUUGUUAUUAAAAAUUUGUCUUAAUUCAUUUAUCAUGCAUUUAUACUGAGAACAUCUUUAUUGUAAAUAGUGGUAAACUUUUAGCUCUACGUAUCCAGUUGAUACUUCCAUGUAUAGUUGUUAAAUGUUUAAGACUCAUCCUCCAUAACAAUCUAUAUUACAUGUAAAUUCAAUUAUUUCAUUCAAAAAUGCUUACGCUUUUUGUCAUUUGUAUAAAAUCACAUGACAAUAUUUUGAUGUAUGUGUAUAUAUUGUAUUUAUGACAAAAAACUGUACAGUUUACGUCAAUAAAAUAUUCUGUCUGUUCUGUCCUAUUAAUUUAGUUUUAUUUCAUACUUACUAAAUCAAUCAUUCUUAAUUAUUCAGCCGGUCAUUUGUUUGCGCAUUAAAUUGUCAGUAUGAUAUAUUUAUUCAUGUUAAAACUGUGAAUUACUUUUUUUGCGAAUUUACUCUGAUAUGUCCUGUUUUUAUAAAUGUUGAAUCAGUGACGUUUAGAAAAGGGAAUCCGAAAAUGAUUUUGCAUAUUUGCGGACGAUGAAACUUUGCGAAUAUAGCAAAAGUAAAUGUCUUACAGUAGUCAUUAUUACCAGUCAGUCAGUCAGUCAGU
Messenger RNA from Mercenaria mercenaria, 3981 nucleotides. RefSeq lists its product as uncharacterized. The record is from RefSeq and is a predicted model, not a curated record. NCBI's taxonomy places the organism in Eukaryota, Metazoa, Mollusca, Bivalvia, Venerida, Veneridae. The transcript is spliced from 2 exons. The coding region runs from base 2253 to 3287 and encodes 344 amino acids.